Molecule: messenger RNA, 873 nt
Organism: Arctia plantaginis
Lineage: Eukaryota; Metazoa; Arthropoda; Insecta; Lepidoptera; Erebidae
Source: the annotation of a GenBank genome assembly
AUGUGCGAGAAGAACGCCAAGAUGGCAACAGAAGAAGGAGAGACCGAUCUUGCUCAUGCGUGGAACUUAGCUGCAUUAACGGCACGUUCCUUACGAGCGCGAGUUUCUGAUCAUCUCGCUUCUAGUGAAGAGAGCAUGGGCUGGGUUGGCCACCCGCUGUGCUGUAACUUAUUGCAGUCUUUAAUAUCUCAUUAUGCCAAAGCAUCGAAUCUCCAGAUGGCAGCAAUGCUUGCUUGUGCCUUUUCUGUCUUCAACAACACAAGUAAUUCAAGCUCACAAUCGUCGAUCAGCAUCUCCAGCUAUGGUAAUGGAACAUCACCGUACAGCACAGUGAAUCAAUACAGCGAAAUAAGUGCAGACGGAUGGACGCCCGUUGAUGCAGCUGUAUUUCGUAGUAACUCCUGUUCGGAAGCAGAGAACUUUUACACAGAUUCAACCGUCUCGAAAUCUGAACGAGCUUCAUCAUGCGUGCUAGACGAAGCUACUGUGCAUCUCUAUCACUGCUUCAAGAGAGUGUAUGCUGAUAUCUUACACCGGUGGCAGCUAAUUUACAAGAAAACCGAGGUGAUGAAGCUGGUGCGCGGCGCUGGCUGUGGGCGCUGGCUGGGCGCGGAGCUGGCGGCGGAGUGCGCGCGCUGCGGCGGGCUGGCGCGCGGCCCGGCGUGCGGCGCGUGCGGCCGCGCGGCGCUGCGCUGCUGCGUGUGCGCGCGCCCCGUGAGGGGGCUCGCCGCCGCCUGCCACUACUGCGCGCACGCCGGACACGCCAUGCACAUGCUUCAGUGGUUCUCUCAGCACGACACGUGUCCCACAGGUUGUGGCUGCAAGUGUAUAAUUGAAGGUAACUCCGUUUGGAAAGGCGUUAAAUAUGUUUGA